AUGAAGCCAAAUUGCUGCAAAGCACUUCUUCUCUUGGUGCUGACGGCCGUUGGAUCUUUCGCUUUCAUACCUUCAACUCGUUCACCUCAGCUUCCGGGUCGGGCUUUGCAGUUCCUUUCCAUGUCGGAGGAAUCUACUGCGGAAUCUACGAAGCCGCCGGUACCCGUCAAAUGCCCCGACUGCGAUCUCUGCGACGGCAGCGGCCGGAUAUUGGGAGGCAUCGCCGUGGUAUUGCCCUGGUGGCCCAUUAAAGCCUACCGGCCCUGUCCCAACUUUAUUAAUCGUGGUGGAAUCUACGAACGCAGCGGACAAGGAUUAGACGAAAUUGCCUUUGGUCGCGAUUCGACUUUUCGAGGCUAA
Messenger RNA from Phaeodactylum tricornutum CCAP 1055/1, 360 nucleotides. RefSeq lists its product with no specific name. Lineage: Eukaryota; Bacillariophyta; Bacillariophyceae; Surirellales; Neidiaceae. The record is from RefSeq and is a predicted model, not a curated record. Bases 1 to 360 code for a protein of 119 amino acids. The transcript has a single exon.